CGAAGACCAAUUAAAAGUCUGUUGAUAUUAGCCUUCAAUAAUAACGAUUGCCAUAUUUCCGAAUACAGUCAUGGAUUUCUUCUUUUUAAAACGUUUUGUUUGCACAUUUCAGAUUUAAAACGUGGUAAUCUAAUCGCAUACAUAAAUAAGAAACAAAAUGUCUCACACUAAAAGAGCAUGGAAGCUACAAGAGUUUGUGGCUCACAGUGCCAAUGUCAAUUGCCUAGCAUUAGGACAGAAAUCUGGGCGAGUUUUGGUGACAGGCGGGGAGGAUCGUAAAGUAAACCUAUGGGCAGUUGGAAAGCCAAAUUGCAUUAUGAGCCUGACAGGUCAUACAACCCCUGUGGAGAGUGUCAGAUUUGGUCCUGAUGAAGAAAUGGUAAUGGCAGGCUCCAUGUCUGGUGCUCUCAAAAUCUGGGAUCUGGAACAAGCUAAAAUUAUAAGGACAUUAACUGGUCACAAAUCAAGUAUCCGUAGUUUAGAUUUCCAUCCAUAUGGUGAUUAUGCAGCCUCUGGGUCAUUAGACUUCAAUAUUAAGUUGUGGGAUAUAAGAAGAAAAGGUUGUAUAUAUAAUUAUAAGGGUCAUACAGAUUGUGUAAAUUGCCUAAGAUUCAGUCCAGAUGGUAAAUUAAUAGCCUCUGGUGGAGCUGAUGGACUAGUGAAGAUCUGGGACCUAACAGCAGGGAAAGUAUUAACGACUCUGAAUUUACACUGUGGUCCAGUUAAUGUUGUAGAGUUCCAUCCUAAAGAAUUAUUACUUGGCACAGGUAGCUCAGAUAAAACAAUAAAAUUUUGGGAUUUAGAAACAUUUAGUAUGGUCUCAUCAACAGAUGGUAACUCUACACCAAUCAGAUCAAUGGCAUUUCAUCCUGACGGAUCCUGUUUGUUUAGUGGUGGUAAAGAUCUGUUGAAAGUUUAUGGCUGGGAGCCAUCAGAGUGUCACGAUUCUAUACCUAUAUCCUGGGGAGAUGUGGCAGAUAUAACACUCACACAGAACCAAUUAAUAGGAGCUUCCUUCUCACAGACCAAUGUCUCAUGUUAUGUUGUAGAUGUACAGAGAGUUCACCCAUUUGGUGGUGUGCCUAACCAGGAAGGACAACAGCAACUUAACAGUAGUCAUAACAGAAAAAGUUUUAUAACAGAAAGACCACCCACACAGUCUUCAAGACAGGCAAGUGUUCCUAAAGAAGAAGCUGAAGAACCAACACAUGAUAAUGAAGAUGAGAAAGAGACAUCUACUGCUGAUAUAAAGAAUCCAGAGGACUACCGAGAAAUCUUCCAACCAAAGUCACGCAUCACAAGGUCACCUACACGAAAAGUGGAACCAUUCCCAGCACCUCCUGAAGAUGUACCCAGUGAACCAGAACCAGUUAAAAAACCACCACCAGCCAGAAAAACUACACCCGAGCCUGAACCUGCUCCAAAACAGCCUGUCAAAAAAACACCUAGUAAGAAAGAAUCGGAGUCCUCUAAACCAGUGCCAAAAGCUGUAUCUAAACAGACAAGACAGAUAAAAUCUCCAAGAGAACCUCCAGAAAACUCAGCCAUAUCUGCUCAAGAUUUUCUACCUAAAUCUGAACAACCUGGAAACAAAAAAUCUACAUUUGUGACAGAUGAAAGUGUAUUACAGACAAUUCAAAAUGGACAUGAUGCAAUGUCUGCUGUCAUGUCUUCAAGGAGUAAAAAUUUACAAAUUGUUAGAGCCAUGUGGACUUCAGGCAACACAAAGACAGCCUUAGACUCAGCAAUAUCAAUGAGAGACCCUUCUGUGAUAGUAGACUUAUUAAAUGUUCUUAAUUUAAAAACGGGAUUAUGGAAUUUAGAUCUGUGUAGCAGUUUAUUACCUCAGGUUAAAGAUCUCCUUAACAGUAAAUAUGAAAGCCAUGCAGAAUCUGCUUGUAAUGCCUUAAAGAUUAUACUUAGAAACUUUGGACCUGUGAUAAAGUCAAAUAUUACAUCAGCGCCAAGUAUAGGUGUUGAUCUAUCAAGAGAAGAAAGAAUACAGAAGUGCAAUGCUUGUUAUAAUUUUUUGUCAGAGAUAAGAAUAACAUUAGAAAAGAAACAAUCAGUAUCUGGCAAAUUAGGAAAUCUUUAUAAGGAAGUGCAAAUCCUGAUGUCAACUAUGGAUUAAAGAAGUGAUUAUGGUAAAUUAUAGUGUAUGAAAGCCAUUGGUGGGGCAGCUCAGUAUUGACCAAUCAUAUUUGACUGUUGGGUAACAGUCUCACAGGUGAUAUGGCAUUGUCAGUUCAUAUGGUUAUCUUCAGCGAUCAUCCAAUCAAAACUGUUGUACCAUUCUAUGAUCACAUGAUCCAUUAAGUGAAGAAUGUGUAUGGCCAGUGAACAAAGAGAACAUUAGAACAAUACAUUUAUCUAUAUUUAUGGUUGUGUGCUUUGUAAUGAAUCAUCUCAUUAAUUUUCUCUUUUAAUUCUAGAUGCUUAUUCCAACAAAUGCUUCAACCUGAUACAUAUUUUCAAUUGACAUAUUUCGAUUAUAGGAGAACUAUUUAAAAGUUUGAUAGCUGGUGAACUCAAAUAGCUCUGACACAUGACACUAACAUGUUUAAAGGAAAUAUGUAUGGAGGUGAAGUGUUUCCAUGAAUCUCUUUCAUUAGUUUUUGCUUACUAGUAUACAUGUAUUUCUAUUGUUAUGAUUUGCAUAUUGAUUGGUGUCCAAAAGGAAUCAUUUGAUUUAGUUUCCAAUACAACACAUUACCCUGAGUGUCUUUUGAAUGGCUUUUGAAUUUUUAAAGACGAGGGGCAUUAGAGGUUUGAAUUUCCUCAAGAAGAAGAUUGAAAAUGUUGGAAUAUGUAUAUUUCUCAUUGGAUAGAUUAUAAUGUGACAGCAUUGCUGUCAAAAGGCACUUAAUUUCUGUAGAAAAGUUAGUGAACUAUUGACAGUUGUAACAGACAUUUAUUAUUUGAACAUUUUACCCUUUGGUAUGUCCUUGCAUGGUGAAAUGCUAUCGUUACAAACCAUUUUUAUGUUUAUUAAAAGCUUUAUACAGACACAAUUAGUGCUAUUUUAUUUUAUGCAAAAAGAUGAUAGAACUCUACUUUUAUACUUCAAUAGGAAAGAAAUAUAUAUUAGCUUUAAGUGCCAACACUUAUAAUAGGAUAGAUUUUAACAACCAAUCAAAUGCCAAACUCUUGCUGAUAUAUAAAGUUGUUACUUUCUAUCUGAUGUGUGUACAGUACACCCUUUUCUAGUCUUUUGAAUACAAAAGGAAAACAACAUGUCUUAGUGUCUUCUUUCUAACAAUUGAUAGCAGACCUAGAAGACAUUGCUUGAUAGUCUCUAACAAAAUAAUGAACCAGAACAUUUGACUUACUGUAGUUUUUUGUAAUCAUUUUUUCAUGUAAAUUUUUGUAGAAAUUGGGUUUCUUUUUGAUUUUCCUGUAGAUUUUUGUUUUGUUUUGAAUUAUAACUGUAAAUCCAAUCCUUUUACAAUUAAACAACUUUCAUUCCAGACAUUGUAUAAAACAUAUCAAGCUUGCUGUACUAUUCAGUUGAUUUCAAACCAUUCAUUUGAAUAUAUUUGUUUUAUUAUUUUGUAACUGUUAAACUAAAUGACUGCUUGACGAAUUGCUAUGCACAGUUAUUUCCCUUUGUGUAUGUUUUUUUUAUGGUCAUGUUUGAUAACAAGAAAACAUGAAUCAAAUUUACAAGUCGAAUUUUGAAAGCAACAAAAUAAUAAACAAAUAUGAAGAACAAAUCUUGUUAAUAGAUGUGAAAUAUUAAGUUAUGCCUUUGAUUUGAUAUUAUAGAGUCAAAGAGGUCAUACAAGGAUGUGAUUUAUUUAUAAUUACUCUUUGUCUAUUUUGAGGGCAAAAUUUCCCUUUGUUUACAAAAUGGUUAAGAAAUCUAGUUUUUGUUUUCUUGUAAUUAAAACUGACCUUUAAAAACACUUCAUGUUAAUUCUAUUCAAACGGUAAAUGUUUAAAUGUGUAUGUGCCAUGUUUAAUUGAUACAAACUUUGUACAAAUUGUUAUAGCAACAUUUAGAUUUUUCCACGAUAUAAAGAUAUAUGUACACAUGGUUGUAUUUGUCACUGUUGUGUAUUAUGUUUUUUUUGAAACACGAAUGUAUAUAUUUUGAAGUAUUUAUUGCAAAGCAAUAUAUAGACAAUUUUAUUAAGUAAAAUGUGCAUGUUAUAGAAAUUUUGGAAAUAAUUUUUAUUUUAUACAGUGCUGUAGAAUCCAAUGUGGAAAUAAGUGCUCAAUGUCUUUCAUUCCACCAGAAUAUACACAACUAGAGAAACCAUAUUUUUACUUACAAUAAUUAUUAACCUAUUACAGACUUUCAACAC
Molecule: messenger RNA, 4307 nt
Organism: Mytilus trossulus (common blue mussel)
Lineage: Eukaryota; Metazoa; Mollusca; Bivalvia; Mytilida; Mytilidae
Product: katanin p80 WD40 repeat-containing subunit B1-like
Exons: 21
Coding region: 158-2131 (657 amino acids)
Biological process (GO): microtubule depolymerization; microtubule severing
Cellular component (GO): katanin complex
Molecular function (GO): microtubule binding
Source: RefSeq, a predicted model, not a curated record